This is a messenger RNA of Galeopterus variegatus (Sunda flying lemur), 1003 nucleotides long. Its product is annotated as solute carrier organic anion transporter family member 6A1-like. The record is from RefSeq and is a predicted model, not a curated record. Gene Ontology annotation, biological process: transmembrane transport; sodium-independent organic anion transport. The transcript is spliced from 5 exons. Gene Ontology annotation, cellular component: membrane. Lineage: Eukaryota; Metazoa; Chordata; Mammalia; Dermoptera; Cynocephalidae. The annotation marks the transcript as partial.
AUGGCAAAUGGCUCUCGCUCUGUUCCUUCUCCUGUAACAGCUAACUUUUGCCAGGGACUAGAGGGCAUGAGAAUUUCCUGUGUCCGUCCCAGAGACAAAAUUGCUUUUGCUUUGUAUGCCGAAAGGGUCAGGGACACAGCCCUGGGGGGAGGGGGGGAGGCAAAGAAGGAAAACAGCCUUGGACAUUCUCCCAGGGCAACUGUCAACCCUCCCGCGGGGACGUUGGCCUCCCGCGGAGGAGGAACGUUCCCUGUGGAGGCUUGGGCUGCAGGCGCCCUUUCGGCUCCCCAGUCCUCGGACGCCCUCGCCCGGCGGGCUUUGGGGUUGGCUCAGGAAGGGUCGGCCGCCCGCGGCCUGAGAAAGCGCCAGGAGCGACGCCCGGAGCAGCGCAGGGUGAGCCGCGCCCGAGCCGCGGCAGGGCCUGGCGAGGCCAUGAAGGAAGCCCGAGUGCAAGAGCAGCCUGGGGCCGCGCAGGCCCGGCCUGCCAAGGGCACUGAGGCCGGGGAGGCCGGGGGAAGACCCGCGUAUCUGACAACGUUGCCAGCGGCCCUGAUAAGGUUCCGCAGAUUCCAAAAGAAGAAAAGGGCCAAGUCCCCCAUUUUCCAGAAGGGCCUCGUGGCUUGGGCUCUGAACGACAGUUUGGAGGGGCCUCGUGGCUUGGGCUGCAUAGUCAUCCCCUGCUGCCAGCGUUUUAACAACGUUCGCUGCUUUGUCUUGUUUUAUUGUGGUCUGUCUGUCUGUCUUAUGGUAUUUGGUCUUGUAGAUGUGAUCAUUGCCAAUUUUCAGAAGGGUUAUUAUCUGAAAAUCAUUGAGGAGUCAGUAUUGCAAUUUAGUUACGAUAUUUCAUCUGGCCUGAUAGCAAUAUUUGUAGCACACUGUGGAGGGAGAGCAAAAAGAACAACAUGGAUGGCAGUUUCCUCCUUUUUAAUUGGAGUUGGAUCACUUUUCUUUGCCUUUCCAUUCUUUAAUAAUAGAAAUUAUGAAUUUAAGGUAGAAAUUGAAG